This is a messenger RNA of Ichthyophthirius multifiliis, 828 nucleotides long. RefSeq lists its product as hypothetical. NCBI's taxonomy places the organism in Eukaryota, Ciliophora, Oligohymenophorea, Hymenostomatida. Gene Ontology annotation, biological process: tRNA methylation. The record is from RefSeq and is a predicted model, not a curated record. The transcript is spliced from 2 exons.
AUGGAAGAAAUUUAAUAAUAAAAAACUAAUCAAAUAUAAAAAUUAGAGCAUGAAAAUAAAUACUUUUUAGAUAAAAACUGUUAAUAUUAUCUUUAAAAAAAAAAAAAAAUUUGCAAAUUUCCUCGUACAGAAAAUUCUUAAUAUUGCCAUUAUCAUAUAUUUUCGGUAACCUAAGUGAAAUGUCCCAUAGAUCCUACUCAUUACAUAAAUAAAGAUAAUCUAGAAAAGCAUGUGUAAAAAUGUACUUUAAAAAAACAACAAGAAGCUUAAUAAUAGAAUAUAUGGUUUUAAUAAGGUAUAAAUAAUAAAGGUUAAUAGAAAAUUGAAAAGGAAAAAAAAGAAGAAAUAAAUAUUUCUUUAAAAGAACUUUAUUUAUAAAAAUCUUUAAUUUUAAUAUCUUUAAUAUAAAAAAUAAAAUUCAAUUUUUCUAAAGCCUUAAAAAUAUAUACAUAAAGCUAAAAAGAAACAUAAUUUUAAGUAGAAAAUACAGAAAAUUAUUUUCUUGAAGUUUCUUCUUUAUAAAAUAACAUUUAAUAAAUAAAUGAUAGAUAAAAAGACCUUCAUCAAGUCCUUUAAUUAAAUAAAAUCCUUAAAAAAGUAAACCUUUUAGAUAAAAAAAGUAUAUAUAUAGAAUUCGGGGCUGGAAAAGGACUUCUUUCUCACACAAUAUAUUAAAAAAGUAAAGAUAUUUAAAAAUAAGAAGAACAUUCAGCCCAUGUUUUAUUAGAAAUAGAACCUCGUAGAAAUAAAUUAGAUAAGCUACAUAGAAAUAAUCCUUUUUUUUAAGAUUUAGGACAAAUAUUUUACAUUUUGAUGCAAAUAGUUUGA